AUCUAUGCAGUUGAGCAGCUUAAUCUCAAAACCCAAAGACAUUCAAAGCCUUCAUCAGGAAAUAGUGGAACAAACACUUGGAAUGAAGAGGAAGAGAAAAAGCAGAUCACUUGUUCUAGGAAUGGCCUCAAAGAGGGUGGAGAGGAAGAAGAGGUCAAACUAAUGAACGGAAUUUGCAAUCCCACAUUGAGGAAACCACUGAAUAUAGAAGAAGACCUUUUUCUUUAAUUCGAACAUCUUUUAUCUGGUGAGAUGGACUUUCCAUUGCCCGGUAAUAUUUAUGAUUCAGAAAAUGCAAAGAAAGAUCAAAAUGAGAUAGAACAAUUAAGAAACCUUGUCAAAGAGCUUGAGGAGAGAGAAGUGAAGCUUGAAGCAGAAGUGUUGGAAUAUUAUGGGUUGAAGGAGCAAGAGUCAAACAUUCUUGAGCUACAAAAACAUCUCAAAGUUAAGGCAGUGGAGAUUGACGUGCUCAAUAUUACCAUAACCAGAUUGCAGGAUGAGAAGAAAAGGCUUCAAAAGAAGGUUUCUAAGUUCUCUUUUGCCAGAAAAGAGUUAGAGGAGGCAAGGAACAAAAUAAAGGAGAUGCAGAAGCAGAUUCAGGUUGAGGAAACCGAACAAAAGAACAGUUAUUGUUGCUUAAGCAACAAGUUAGUGUACUUCAAGCAGAGGAGCGAGAAGCCUUGAGAGGUGAUGCUGAGAUGGAGAAGAUGGUCAAAGUUCUAAAGGAGUUGGAGGUGGAAGUUAUGGAGCUUAAGAGGAAGAACAAAGAGCUUCAGAUUGAGAAGAGAGAAUUGGCGAUGAAGCUAGAUGCUGCUGAAGCCAAAAUGAAAUCCCUCCCCAACAUGAAAGAGGUAAUAGUUUUUUCUUUAAAUGAAGUUUUUAUGUUCCU
This is a messenger RNA of Cuscuta campestris, 889 nucleotides long. NCBI's taxonomy places the organism in Eukaryota, Viridiplantae, Streptophyta, Magnoliopsida, Solanales, Convolvulaceae. The record is from the annotation of a GenBank genome assembly.